Messenger RNA from Sparassis crispa, 3177 nucleotides. RefSeq lists its product as uncharacterized. Gene Ontology annotation, cellular component: small-subunit processome; nucleolus. The record is from RefSeq and is a predicted model, not a curated record. Lineage: Eukaryota; Fungi; Basidiomycota; Agaricomycetes; Polyporales; Sparassidaceae. The transcript has 9 exons. Gene Ontology annotation, biological process: rRNA processing. The coding region runs from base 1 to 3177 and encodes 1058 amino acids.
AUGGCUCGUUCCCAGAAACAAGGUAAAAUGAACAAGCUGCGCACGUCAUCCCGCAAAGCCAUGAACGCGUCCGGGUAUGCGAAACGGCAACAAUCGCUGAAAUCCAAGACUCCAUCAGGAGGUCGGAGGGAUAUUUCAGACGUUUAUGAUUAUCAGCCUGAAAAAGUCCGGCGCUCAAAAGUGGGACUCCAGGUGGGGAGGGACGAAUGGGCUGGGUUUACGGGCGGAGAUGGGACCGAAGACGAGGAGGAGACCGGUGGUCCGAGUGGUGGCAGGAGACCGAGGUUGGUCGGGGAGAAUGACAAUGAUAGCGGAAUUGGAUCAGAAGACGACGAAGAGAUCGACAGUGAUGAGGCGUUCGAGGAGAGCGAUGAGGAGCGAUUCGCCGGGUUUGAUUUCUCCCACAAGAACAAGGGAAAGUCGAAGUCAAAACCCAAGAAAAAGCAACCUGCCGAACGCGCUGUACGGUUUGCAGAAGUUGAUCUAAACGAGGACACCGAUCAGGACGAAGAGGAGGAAGGUUUGGAGGACGGCGACGGCAGUGUGUCCGAGGAUGGCGAGGAAGAAGAGGAGGGCUAUCCGGACGAGUUCAUUGAUGUCUUGGACAUACUGGACGGCAGAGGGGAGCCGGAGAGCGGGAACAACAUGGGCGAGAAGGAGAAGGAGGGCGCUGAAUCAAGGAAAAACAAGAAAACCGAGAAACCGAUAUUGAAUGUGCAGGGAGUUGAUGAAGGGAACGAUGACGAGGAUGAAGAAAUGGAUGCUGGAGAUGGUGAAGGGGAAUCGCAAUUCCAGGCAUCAGAGGAAGAGGACGACGAUCACCGUAUAUCGGCCUCGGAGGGGGAAGACGAGGACCUUUCUGCGCUUCAGAAUCUCGAGGAUUUUGUCUCAAGUCUGGAUGUGGGUCAGAAACGCAAGGCCCCGGACGAUGCAGAGGGCACUGAAGGGCGCGGAGACGAUACGAUUCGGGCGAGGAAGAGGAGAAUUCUGAAGGAAAGAACCGAGGCCGGUGAAGAGAACGAGUUCGCUGCCCACUUAGGCGGCGAGAAGUUAAAACUCGACGACCUGCUCGCCCCGCUCAUUGCUCAAUCCUCUAACCUUCUGUCCCUGAGGAAGUCGGCAAAGAUCUUGACAUCACAGUCAGGAUCGAACAAGACGUUGUCUGCACCUCUUCCACAACGAACAGCGGAACGGUUGGACCGUGAAGCCGCAUAUGAGCAGACGAAGGAGGAGGUCGAUAAGUGGAAGGCAACCAUGCAACGCAUCAGAGAUGCCGAACAUCUCAGCUUUCCACUACAAGCGCACCCCGCGGGGAAAACAUCGAACCUGGAAUUGGCAGCCAAGUUCAAGCCUACGACAGAACUCGAGAGUGCUGUCGAUAAGCUACUGAAGUCUGCAAAGAUGCGCGAGGAAGACAUUGCACAGACUGAGGCCCUAAAAAUGAACCAUCUGUCGGUUGAGGAGGUCGCCGCGCGACGCGCAGAGCUCGCGAAGAUGCGGGAUUUAAUGUUUCGUGCGGAGGCGAAGGCGAAGCGUGUCGCAAAGAUUAAGAGCAAGACUUACCGACGCAUUAAGAAGAAAGAACGUAUACGUCUAGCUGCCAAGUUAGGCGAGCUGAAUCAAGAGGAUCCAGAAAGCGAUGAGACGAGGUUCAAGCGUGAGUUGGACAGGGCAAGGGAGAGGGCGACUUUGAGGCACAAGAACACCGGGAAGUGGGCCAAGGCGAUGAAGACUCGAGGGGAGUUGGAUGAAGACCAGAGAAGAGAGAUUUCGGAGAUGCUGGAUCGUGGAGAGAAGUUGCGAAGAAAGAUUCGUGGGGAACGUGACAGUGGAGAUGAGAGCACUGAAGGCGGCGAGAGCGAGGACGAGGACGAGGAGGCGACCAUACAGCGGAUCAAGGCGAGCGCGUUCGAGGAACUCAACAGACUGGAUGCACAAGAGGAUGCAGAUGUCAAGAGCGGGAAAAAAGGCAAGAGUUUAUUCGACAUGAAGUUCAUGAAGGACGCUACAGCCAGGAAUCAGAAAAGAGUGGAUGAAGAUGUGGACGACUUCAUCAGAGAAAUGGGUGGCGCGGUACUCGACGAGGACGCCGAAGGUGCCGAAUUGGUUGAUCAGGAGCAAUCUCAUGGGGCAACCGUCGAGCGUGUAGGAGGCCGUGUCACGUACCGUCCAGGUGUAGGUUCUAUCUCAUUACGCCCUGUUGGUUCCAUUCCAUCCGAUACUUCGAGUGUCACAUUGAAGUCCUCUGACUUCCUGGACCCGCACUCCGACUCACCACCAUUAGAUUCUCCUGUAGCUCGACACUCCUACCCCCCUUCGGCUAUCGCUGAAAUCAACCCAUGGUUGGUACCACAAACGAAUGUCAGUGGGCCAAUGCAGAAAAAGCAUGAGGUGGCAGUGAGUAAAAACAGUGCAGCUGCUGAAAAAUCUAGGAACAAGCUCCGCAAGAGCGCGAAAAAGCAGGAAGAAGAGAAGGAGCUCGCUAAGGAUGAUGCCACCGUGGAAAUCUCCAUGACGGAAGUCAUCACUCUGGCCAGCAGUAGCAAGGCUUUAGGGUCGUCAUCUCCUGAGAGUCAUUCGAACACUAUUUCUGCCGCCAAGCCGUCCACGAUAUCUGGCGCUGAGGACGAGGACUCUGAAGUGAAUAGCGAGCUGGAGGAACAGGAGAGAAACCUAGAUCGUAAGGGUAAGGGUAAGGGUAAGGUCAAAGCGAACCGCAUCCAGGCUUUCGCCCAGCGCGAUCUCGUAGCCCUUGCUUUCGCUGGUGAUCGCGUUGUCCAGGAUUUCGCGGAGCAAAAACGGCGCGAGAUUCAGGAAGAUGCGCCACACGAGGUGGACACUACACUUCCUGGAUGGGGGUCAUGGGGUGGGGUAGGCACAAAGAAAGCACCCCCCAAACCACAUCUCAUCAAGAAGGUACCAGGGGUAGACCCGUCUUCUCGUGCAGACCACAACAAAGCGCACGUUAUUAUCUCCCAGAAGCGCGAUAAGAAGGCGGCCAAGUACUUGGUUAAAGACCUGCCAUACCCGUAUACCAGCAAGGCGCAGUUUGAGCGCAGCGUCGAGACGCCACUGGGUACCGAGUGGAAUACGAGGGUAGCAUUUCAACGCGCGACGUUGCCUAGAGUGGUCAAGAAGCCUGGCAUGAUCAUUUCACCUCUGGAGAAGUUGCUCUGA